Candidozyma haemuli is the source of this 2004-nucleotide messenger RNA. It is a transcript of the gene KAR9, whose product is annotated as Kar9p. Bases 1 to 2004 code for a protein of 667 amino acids. The transcript has 2 exons. NCBI's taxonomy places the organism in Eukaryota, Fungi, Ascomycota, Pichiomycetes, Serinales, Metschnikowiaceae. The record is from RefSeq and is a predicted model, not a curated record.
AUGUCUUCUUCUCAAGCGCUACCGUGGGCCAAGCGCCACUUCGACUUUCCCACGCUACUAGGAAGCGAUCUACUGGACUCUUUACAUCAGGAACAGGGGCUACUGAACUACGAAAAGUCCCAAUUGGUGACGAUAUUGUCUGAUGUUGGACAGUACCUUCAUCAGGUGGUGGAUUUGUUGACAAAGGUCGAGGAUGAGCCUCUUAGCUGGUACCAAGAGGAACGAGUCCUUGUCACUACUUUGCUGAAAGAAGUGUCGCUGAUAGAGCUGUUUAUGGCUCUGGCGAUGGCUGUUCCGGGGGUGUUCGAGCCUCAGGAGCUUCUGAGUGUUUUGAAACAUACAAGCGAUCGGUCAGCAAAGGCUAAACAGGCUAUCUUGCAAGCCCAAACAGCGGUAUCUAUAGCUGCACAGUAUCACGAAAUCAGGUUUGACAAUAUCAGCGAGAUCCACCGUGAAGUGGCAACGUGUGCUGAAUUGUACGAAUCGCUUGUUCAUAUCCAUUUAUCUCUGGACCUUCCGGGUGAUCUUACCAUGGAGAAAGUUAUCGCUCAGGUUAAGCUCACAGGCUCGAUCUCCGAAAACAGCAUUAAUACACCUUGCAUAAUGGCCUUUUCAGACGAUGAGAAGGCCUUCUUUGAAAACUUUGAAAAGUUUGAAAACAGGUUUAAACCAAUCAGCAUAUCCAUUAAGUUUCUAGAACACCGAAUUGGUGAGUUUAAUCAGACUUGUGGUAUUGUUUUCCCAUCUGCAAUAGCUGAUGUGAACAACGACUACGACUCGCUACGGAAAGCAUGGAAACGGGUCCUUUCAGAUUUUAGUAAACUUCGAGACUCUGCAAUUGUUCUGCGCUGGCGCCUCUUGUGUGUGUUUCUUAUAGAUCGAAUGCUGGCACGGCUUGACCAAAUGACGCAACAACUAAAUGAAAACCAGGGUAAAGGUAUCCUGGAAGUGACUGACGAGUUUGGAACGUCGUUCAAGCUAUGCUCAAACGCUAAUACAUUGCUCCAUAAGGCAGUAAUCGAACAUAUUGGCGACGAUGAAAGCAUAAAAGAGAAGUUCAAAACGGAAAUCCUUACUCGAUGGAAGAAAGUGAAUGAGCUACUAGAUGGCUCGAUAUUUAUGACUAAAUCCCCUGGAACUCCUCGUGAAGGAACUCCAGAAAUUGGUGAAGACGGCCUCAAACCUGUCAAGAUGAUUCAAAGACGGACACCGCUGGCGUUGUCCGACCAUAAACGAAGCACCUCCAUUAAUUCUCCUAAUAACGGCUUCGACUUACGACUUGAUGUUAAUCCUUCCCCUAAUGUCCCCAUCAGUGCUUAUAAGGCAGACAGAUUUGUCGACUUAAAUGUGGAACCCAGCCAGCUUCGAAGCACAAGGCUACAAAUGGCCCUUCUUGGUCUCCAACUGUCUCCAAAAGAAGAGGAUACUAGGGCAUCGCAUGAUGAUAGUACUGAAACCCUUGUGCACCCAAAGACGCCUGAAUUACGUCCAGGGGCGGGUGUUACACUUAAUUAUUCCCAAAAGCUUCAAGAGUUGAAUCAGGCGAUCCCACCUCCUCCUUCCAACAUUCCUGUGAUAGUUUCUAACUAUAUCCAUUUAAGAUUACCUGUUAUUAAGAAACUCCCAUCUAAAGGUUCUCGGAUUCCAAGCAUAAGCCCUACUCAUCCGGUGUUUUUAUCGCCCGAGAGAAGGCCCCAAAGCAAGCAGCAGAAUGGUACAGCAACAAAUUCCCUCUUCAAGACGCCUAAUAUGUCGCCGAUGCUCUUGAGGAGCCCGCCGCUGUUCACAUUACCCAAAAAGCGAGUGGCUGGAAGGAGAUUAUCUUCGGCAGGGUCUCUGCUUGCUGGUGAAUUGACGCCACAUGAACGAUCUAGGGCGUCGCUGCUUACUAUGCGAGCAGAUAAGCUUUCGUUGGCAGGUCAAACCACGCCGAAUCUUGCGUAUGAUGCUGGUGGCAUAGAUGAGAUUGAACCGUCGCUCGAUCGCUUGAGCCUUCUCAUCUAG